This is a messenger RNA of Carlito syrichta (Philippine tarsier), 4855 nucleotides long. RefSeq names its product nuclear receptor subfamily 1 group D member 2 (gene NR1D2). Gene Ontology annotation, cellular component: nucleus. The record is from RefSeq and is a predicted model, not a curated record. Gene Ontology annotation, biological process: retinoic acid receptor signaling pathway; negative regulation of transcription by RNA polymerase II; cell differentiation. The coding region runs from base 162 to 1673 and encodes 503 amino acids. Gene Ontology annotation, molecular function: zinc ion binding; RNA polymerase II cis-regulatory region sequence-specific DNA binding; nuclear receptor activity. The transcript is spliced from 7 exons. Lineage: Eukaryota; Metazoa; Chordata; Mammalia; Primates; Tarsiidae.
CCGCCUCCUGUCACAGCGAGGGCUCCGAGAACAGCUGCCUGUCCUCCUCCUCCGUCCCGUCUUCUCCGAACAGCUCCCACUCUGACGCCAAUGGCAACCCCAGGGGCGGGGACCUCGCCGGCAUCGAAGGCAUCCUGAAGGGCGAUCGGCUCGACUGCCCCAUGAAGACCGGCAAGUCCGGCGUUCCCGGGGUGACCAAGAGUCACAGCGGGGUGACAAAGUUCAGUGGCAUGGUCCUGCUGUGCAAGGUCUGUGGGGACGUGGCCUCGGGAUUCCACUAUGGCGUUCAUGCCUGCGAAGGCUGCAAGGGCUUCUUCCGGAGGAGCAUCCAGCAGAACAUCCAGUACAAGAAAUGCCUGAAGAAUGAGAACUGCUCCAUCAUGAGGAUGAACCGGAACCGGUGUCAGCAGUGUCGCUUCAAGAAGUGUCUGUCCGUGGGGAUGUCGAGGGACGCUGUUCGGUUUGGUCGCAUUCCUAAGCGCGAAAAGCAGAGGAUGCUCAUCGAGAUGCAGAGUGCAAUGAAGACCAUGAUGAACAGCCAGUUCGGUGGCCACCUGCAGAGUGACGCCCUGGUGGAGCGUCCCGAGCAGACGGCCUUACCCAUCCAGGAGCAGCUGCGACCCAAGCCCCCGCUGGAGCGGGACAGCGCCAAAAGCUCUCCUCCCCCGUCUUCCGACUUCGCCAAGGAGGAGGUGAUCGGCAUGGUGACCAGAGCCCACAAGGACACCUUCAUGUACAAUCAAGAGCCACGCGAACACUCUGCCGAGAGCAUGCCACACCCGAGGGAACGGGCUCCCACUCACGUGGAGCCGUACAGUUUAAACCAUGAGCGCUGUGGCGGCGGGCUUGGCGGCCAUUUUCCCCGCAGCGAGAGCCAGCAGCAGCUCAGUGGACAGUACAAAGGGAGGAACGUGAUGCAUUACCCAGAUGGGCACGCUGUCUGUCUGGCAAAUGGACAUUGUGUGAACUUCUCCAAUGCUUAUACUCAAAGAGUAUGCGAUAGAGCGCUGGUGGAUGGAUUUUCUCAGAAUGAGAACAAGAAUGGCUACCUGUGCAACACUGGCGGGAGAAUGCACCUGGUCUGCCCGAUGAGUAAGUCUCCGUAUGUGGGUCCUCACAAGUCGGGCCAUGAAAUCUGGGAAGAAUUUUCCAUGAGCUUCACGCCAGCAGUGAAGGAAGUGGUGGAGUUUGCAAAGCGGAUUCCUGGGUUCAGAGACCUCUCUCAGCACGACCAAGUCAACCUCCUGAAGGCGGGGACGUUUGAGGUUCUAAUGGUGCGGUUUGCGUCCUUAUUUGACGCCAAGGAGCGCACGGUUACCUUCCUGAGUGGAAAGAGGUACAGUGUGGAUGAUCUGCACUCGAUGGGUGCCGGGGACCUCCUCAACUCCAUGUUCGAGUUCAGUGAGAAGCUGAACGCCCUCCAGCUCAGCGACGAGGAGAUGAGCUUGUUCACGGCUGUGGUCCUGGUGUCCGCAGAUCGAUCUGGCAUAGAAAACGUCAACUCCGUGGAGGCUCUACAGGAGACUCUCAUCCGCGCACUAAGGACCUUAAUCACGAAGAACCACCCAAACGAGGCCUCUAUUUUUACCAAACUGCUUCUAAAGUUGCCGGAUCUUCGGUCUUUAAACAACAUGCACUCGGAGGAGCUCUUGGCCUUUAAAGUUCACCCGUAAGGCCUUCGCGUAGGUAAACAGAAACUGAUGUCCACUGUACAUUUUGUGCUGAAAUGCUUAUUUAUGUGUGUAUGCCAUAAGCGAGGACAGAAAAGACUUCAGGCCAGCCCGAGAGGGGCUCGGCUGUCUCUGUUGUCAUGCAGCGGCCGUUCAGGUGGAGAGCUCUUCCUCCGCGAUUAGACCUCGGCCGCAUCUCCCUGGUAGACCAAGUAGCUGUGUCGCACUCAAACUGGAGAAGUUACACUGAAUUGACUCACACUGAAUGUCAGACUUUUUCAUCUGCCAAAACCAAAAACCAUUUAAUCUCCCUGUGGUAUGGAUGUAGCGCACAAUCACACGUGCACGAGGACUUAGAAGUUGCUCCUUUGGUGGUAGAAGUUCUGCCGAGCGCUGGAAACCUUGUUCCGCCACAGGACGCUGGAUCUGGCCUUUGGAGACUUGGAGAGUCCGGGAUCUCCACUUCUGAAUCUUACUCUGCCACCUUGAAAGCGUGUGACCCCAGGCAGGUUACUUGGUUGUAGAAAAUGAGAACCGAUAGUGUCCCAAACGCCCCACCUCACAGAAAUACUAAAAAAGUGUCUAUACAGCAUAUGUACCUCUUGGGAGAUAGCACUAUGUAUAUAAGGUAACAUUUUUAUUAUAAUAAUUAUUCAUGGUGGUAUUCUUUUCCCCUAAGCAUUUCUGGGAAGUCAUUUCACGGUCCACACCAACCGUAUCAUCCAGGGCUCCUGCACCUUGUGGCAUGUCCUGCUGAUGGGUACGUGUUCGGAGCUCAUGGGCACAUCUGAUGCAUCGUAUGUGUACAUAAUACAUAUGUGAAUAGAGUCAAACAUAAAUAUAUUUCUUCACAAUAUUUUAAACUGUGAAGAACUUUAUCAUACAAUAAACUUAAAUAAGAGGUGUCAGAAGACCCAAAUUAGGUGCAUUUUACCUGUUGAUGAUGGCAUAACCAUUGCUUUAAAAUGUGUAGACAGUAGAAUACUGAAUUGAAGCUCUAUUUUUGUUUAUUUAAGCACCACUUAAUGUAGAAGUGCAGCAGGCAGUUGUAGUCCAAGUCCAAGAAGUCAUGUAUUUUCAAGUUCAACUCUAGUAAGAGUCUUUGGUUUAAGGUACUCGCUGUUUAAAAGCCGAAUCAUUUUCUCACCUUGUGCUGAAAAGGUUGCGUUGCUGCCCAUCACACGUGCUGCAGCUCGGCAAUGAACUUGGGUUCUGGGUUCUUCCUGGAGAACUGAGCCAUGUGUGAGAAAACUGUCGCCAUGGCAUGUGUGCACGUGCGUGUGCUCUGAGUCCCCUUCCUUGUUUUCCUGAGUAACACUACAGGGAUUUUGUCAAAUUAGAUUUAAUCUGUCAUUUGAAAAGUCAUUUCGUGUGUGACCUACAGGCUUAGAAAUGGUGUCGUCCAAGACAUCUCAUCUGCAUUUCCGAUAGUGGGCUUUGUCGUGUAGAUAAGAUCGGCUUCUGUUUGGCAGUAGGAGAAAUAGCCAAAGUUGAGGAUUUUAUAUAUAUUUUUUCAUUUCCCUGGAAAAUAUAAAUUAAUUGGAUUUCUUUCUUUUUUUUUUGGUAAAGGUUGCCUUCUAUAUAAUAUUUGGAUUGUAUAAAAUUGCAAAAAAGAUACGAGCCCACUUUACUGUCCUAAGCCUGUUACUCUUAAUGACAUUUGAGCAGAAUGCCUUAUUUUGUAAUCUUGUUUUAACUUGUUGCUACUGGAACUUGAAUUUCUGUGGCACUAAGUAAGUUAAAAGAAAAAAAGUUAAACCCUCUCAUUAUUAAGGAGGAAAGGCGAUGGUGAUGUCUGUAAUACAAUAAAAACCAUAAUUGUGAUUUACCUUAAGUAGGUAUGACUCUUAUGGGUUAUACAGUAUAUAGUUUUUGUGAACUCUUUACAUGAUAGCAUUAUCUUUUUAUAAUUUUUUUUCCUAAGAUAACAAAUGCAUAGUUUUCUUCUAUGGGAGAUAGAAACAGCUUUUUGAAGUAAUAUUGAAAAACCUCAGAGAUCAUGUUGAAUCUUAAUUUUGCCUUUUGCCGAAACCUCUUUAUAACAUGUAUCUUGAAAAUAAGUCUAGGAAUGUGUAACCGGAACUAUGUUAGCACUGCUUAUAAUACUUAGGUUUAAUAUAUACACUUAUACAUCUCUAUAUAGGUAUAUAGAUUUGCAUUUUGUCUUGUAAAAUUUUAUUUGAAUAAAUCUUCCUGUAGGUAAUGGGAAACAAAAUUAAUAGUCAUAUGCCACGCACAGCGUUUCUAUAUUUGAAAAUAGCCCAAUAUGAAACUUCUGAUUCUAAAAUUAAACCAGCAGCCUAUUACAAGCACAUUCUUUGAUUGAGUCAUUGGUUAUAAACGUACUAAAUGCAGAGAAGACAACUAAUUCAGGAAACUUCUGAGUCGGCAGGACACUGUUGAUUAAUUAAUAAUGUACUGUAUGAAUUAAGUGAUGCUUUAACUCUGAUUUUACAUUUUAAAGUUCAAAUGUGGGCAUUAUGUCAGCAAACUUACGGGCAUUAUGUCAGCAAGCUAAAACAUUUUUUUUCCCUGUGCUUUUAAUGUAUCUCUUUACAUGAUCUGAGAGAGAAUUCCAGCUUUUAGAGAGCAGUAGAAGAGGGGAAGCUAUCUUGGGAUGCAGCUUGUCCUUAUAGAGAUGGUACAACUUCAGUCUAAAAAUUAGAAGGUGGUUUCAGUGGAGUAAUUAUAUAGCUUUCACGUCUACAUUUCAGGAAAUUACCAUUGUAACUUGAUAAGAGACGAUUUAUGUAAACAUCAUUGCAAAGCGAGGUAUAGAGCUCAGCUUGACUUCUUACUGUGCACGAGAGUAAGUACCUAUCGCAAUUAUUCUUUUUCUUUUCCAGUAUAAAGUUUGCUGAAUGUACAAGAAGAGUUUAUCACUUAGGAUAUAGGAUUUUUUUUUUAGGGGUCGGGGGGAGGGGAUGUAUCAGGAAAUUGUUACCUGUAAAAAGAGAUCGACUUGAUUUGAUCCAAAAGAUAAAACUUGAAGCUAUUCUUGAACUAACAGGGAAAAAUGAAAUGGAUAUUGUUUAACAAAAUGAUGGAACUGUAUUGUUGGCAGGAGAUGAGUUAAGUUUAUUUUCUACAAACUGUAAUUGAUGAGGACAUGGAUGAUAUCUUCAUGUUUCUGAGAAGUAAUCUGUACGUGAGGGGAGGGGAUAAUAAAUAUUAUUUCUAACCAA